CUUCUUCUUCUUCGAGCAUUUCUCUUCCUAAAACCCUAAAUUAAACCUCGUAAAUGUUUCUCACUAAAACCCUAAUUCGACGAUCUCUCUCAACCUUCACUUCUUCUCCUUCAGAUUCACUUCUCGCCGAUAAAGCUUUAACCUUUCUCAAACGUCAUCCAUACCAACUCCAUCAUCUCUCUGCAAAUUUCACUCCAGAAGCAGCUUCAAAUCUCCUCCUCAAAUCUCAAAACAAUCAAGAACUAAUCCUCAAGUUCCUAACUUGGGCAAACCCACAUCAAUUCUUCACUCUCCGUUGCAAAUGCAUCACUCUUCACAUCCUCACAAGAUUCAAACUCUACAAAACAGCUCAAACCCUCGCCGAAGAUGUCGCAUCCAAAACCCUAGACGACGAAGACGCUUCUCUCGUCUUCCGUUCGUUACAAGAGACUUACGAUUUGUGUAAUUCAACUUCCUCUGUUUUUGAUUUGGUAGUGAAAUCUUACUCUCGUUUGAGUUUGAUUGAUAAGGCUUUGAGUAUUGUUCGUUUAUCUCAAGCUCAUGGCUUUAUGCCUGGAGUUUUGUCGUACAAUGCGGUUUUAGAUUCUACGAUUAGAUCUAAGAGGAGCAUUAGUUUUGCUGAGAAUGUGUUUAAAGAAAUGUUGGAAAGCCAAGUUUCCCCUAAUGUGUUUACUUACAAUAUCUUGAUUAGAGGGUUUUGUUUAGCUGGGAAUUUAGAUGUUGCUCUGCGGUUUUUCGAUCGAAUGGAGAAGAAAGGUUGUUUACCUAAUGUUGUUACUUACAAUACUUUGAUUGAUGGGUAUUGUAAGUUGCGUAAGAUUGAUGAUGGGUUUGAGCUUUUGAGAUCAAUGGCGUUAAAAGGUUUGGAGCCGAAUUUGAUUUCGUAUAAUGUCGUUAUUAACGGGUUAUGUAGAGAAGGGAGGAUGAAGGAGAUAAGUUUUGUGCUUACGGAGAUGAAUAAGAGAGGGUAUUCGCUUGAUGAAGUUACGUAUAAUACGCUUAUUAAAGGUUAUUGUAAAGAAGGUAAUUUUCAUCAAGCUCUUGUGAUGCAUGCGGAGAUGCUGAGACAUGGGUUGUCACCUAGUGUUAUUACUUAUACUUCGUUGAUACAUAGUAUGUGUAAGGCUGGGAAUAUGAACAGGGCUACUGAGUUUCUUGAUCAGAUGCGGGGUAGAGGUCUUUGUCCGAAUGAGCGUACUUACACGACGUUGGUUGAUGGGUUUUCUCAAAAGGGUUAUAUGAAUGAAGCAUAUCGGGUUUUGAAAGAGAUGGUUGAUAACGGGUUUUCUCCUUCGGUUGUGACUUAUAAUGCUCUGAUUAAUGGGCAAUGUAUCGCUGGGAAAAUGGAAGAUGCUAUAGCAGUUCUCGAAGAUAUGAAGGAGAAAGGUUUGACUCCGGAUGUAGUGAGCUACAGCACAGUAUUAUCUGGGUUUUGUAGAAGUUACGAUGUUGAUGAGGCGCUUAGAGUGAAAAGGGAAAUGGUUGAAAAAGGUAUUAAACCUGAUAGAAUCACCUACUCAUCACUAAUCCAAGGGUUUUGUGAACAGAGAAGGACAAAGGAAGCUUGUGAUCUUUUCGAUGAAAUGCUGAGAGUUGGCCUUCCACCAGAUGAAUUUACUUACACAGCCUUGAUUAAUGCUUAUUGUAUGGAAGGCGAUCUGCAAAAAGCGCUCCAGUUGCACAAUGAAAUGGUCGAGAAAGGAGUAUUGCCUGAUGUUGUCACUUACAGUGUGCUGAUCAACGGGCUUAACAAACAAGCUCGAACUAGAGAAGCAAAAAGACUUUUGCUCAAGCUGUUCUACGAAGAAUCAGUCCCUAGCGACGUCACAUAUCAAACACUCAUAGAAAACUGCAGUAACAUCGAGUUCAAAAGCGUAGUAUCUCUUAUUAAAGGAUUCUGUAUGAAAGGAAUGAUGACUGAAGCUGAUCGAGUUUUCGAAUCCAUGAUUGAGAAAAACCAUAAACCCGAUGGAACAGCAUACAACAUUAUGAUCCAUGGUCAUUGCAGAGGAGGAGAUAUCCGCAAAGCAUAUAGUCUAUACAAAGAGAUGGUAAAAUCCGGAUUCCUUCUCCAUACUGUGACAGUGAUUGCUCUGGUUAAAGCAUUGCACAAGGAAGGGAAGGUUAAUGAAUUAAAUAGUGUGAUUGAGAAUGUAUUAAGAAGCUGUGAACUGAGUGAAGCGGAGCAAGCCAAAGUGCUUGUUGAGAUCAAUCAUAGAGAAGGGAAUAUGGAUGUGGUUCUUGAUGUCCUUGCUGAAAUGGCCAAAGAUGGAUUUCUUCCCAAUGGCAAAAGUUAAUCUAGUGAGUAAAAUCAUUUGCCUUUA
This is a messenger RNA of Arabidopsis arenosa, 2324 nucleotides long. NCBI's taxonomy places the organism in Eukaryota, Viridiplantae, Streptophyta, Magnoliopsida, Brassicales, Brassicaceae. The record is from the annotation of a GenBank genome assembly.